Piliocolobus tephrosceles (Ugandan red Colobus) is the source of this 3926-nucleotide messenger RNA. RefSeq names its product CRK proto-oncogene, adaptor protein (gene CRK). Gene Ontology annotation, biological process: cell migration; enzyme-linked receptor protein signaling pathway. Gene Ontology annotation, cellular component: cytoplasm. The record is from RefSeq and is a predicted model, not a curated record. Lineage: Eukaryota; Metazoa; Chordata; Mammalia; Primates; Cercopithecidae. The transcript is spliced from 3 exons. Gene Ontology annotation, molecular function: receptor tyrosine kinase binding; signaling adaptor activity. Bases 232 to 1146 code for a protein of 304 amino acids.
CGCGCGAGGGCGCAUUGCCCUUCUCCCAAUGGCGGGCCGCGGGCCCCUUCCCGGCAGCCUCCCUAGGGCAGGGAGCGCGUCAUUUCCGGUGGGGAAGGCCCGCGGCUGCCGCCGCCAUUUCGGGCGCUGCUGUGAAGCUGAAACCGGAGCCGGUCCGCUGGGCGGCGGGCGCCGGGGGCCGGAGGGGCGCGCGCGGCGGCGGCACCCCAGCGUUUAGGCGCGGAGGCAGCCAUGGCGGGCAACUUCGACUCGGAGGAGCGGAGUAGCUGGUACUGGGGGCGGUUGAGUCGGCAGGAGGCGGUGGCGCUGCUGCAGGGCCAGCGGCACGGGGUGUUCCUGGUGCGGGACUCGAGCACCAGCCCCGGGGACUAUGUGCUCAGCGUCUCAGAGAACUCGCGCGUCUCCCACUACAUCAUCAACAGCAGCGGCCCGCGCCCGCCAGUGCCACCGUCGCCCGCCCAACCUCCGCCCGGGGUGAGCCCCUCCAGACUCCGAAUAGGAGAUCAAGAGUUUGAUUCAUUGCCUGCUUUACUGGAAUUCUACAAAAUACACUAUUUGGACACUACAACGUUGAUAGAACCGGUUUCCAGAUCCAGGCAGGGUAGUGGAGUGAUUCUCAGGCAGGAGGAGGCGGAGUAUGUGCGAGCCCUCUUUGACUUUAAUGGGAAUGAUGAGGAGGAUCUUCCCUUUAAGAAAGGAGACAUCUUGAGAAUCCGGGACAAGCCUGAAGAGCAGUGGUGGAAUGCGGAGGACAGCGAAGGCAAGAGAGGGAUGAUUCCAGUCCCUUACGUCGAGAAGUAUAGACCUGCCUCCGCCUCAGUAUCGGCUCUGAUUGGAGGUAACCAGGAGGGUUCCCACCCACAGCCACUGGGUGGGCCGGAGCCUGGGCCCUAUGCCCAACCCAGCGUCAACACUCCGCUCCCUAACCUCCAGAAUGGGCCCAUAUAUGCCAGGGUUAUCCAGAAGCGAGUCCCCAAUGCCUACGACAAGACAGCCUUGGCUUUGGAGGUCGGUGAGCUGGUAAAGGUUACGAAGAUUAAUGUGAGUGGUCAGUGGGAAGGGGAGUGUAAUGGCAAACGAGGUCACUUCCCAUUCACACAUGUCCGUCUGCUGGAUCAACAGAAUCCCGAUGAGGACUUCAGCUGAGUAUAGCUCAACAGUUUUGCUGACAGAUGGGAACAAUCUUUUUUUUUUUUUUUCCAACUGCCAUCUAUACAAUUUUCUUACAGAUGUCAAAAGCAGUCUAGUUUAUAUAAGCAUUCUGUUACCUGUGAUCUUUUUUUAGACUGAACUACUCCAUUCCUAGUCUUAUGUACCAUAUUCAGGGUACGAACUGGAGGGCUCGUGUGUUAGCUUCUGAAAUUGGCAAUUGGAGGAGGUAGUGGCCAUGCCUGUGUGUAUCAGAAGGGAUAGGUAUCUUGCCUCCUUUCUCUCAGGCAAUGCAAAUCACCCUGUGGAAAACCGAUGGACAGGAAGGAGUAUUACACACUGCUUACCCUGAUUUAUUCAGUGGUUUUGUUUUCAUUCUGGAACCAUACUAUCAAAUGGCGACAGACUGUUCCCUUCCACCCCCGUGAAGUAAUCAUGCACUGUGUGAAUAGUAUCAAGCAGGACUGCUUUCAUUGUAUGGAGCAUGACCAGCGUAUGACUCAUUCUGACAUUUCAGAUCCUAAGAAUUCUAAGAACACUACUAGAAGCUUUCGUUCCCUCCCAGUCGAUGCUUCAUACUUUUUCUUGGGAUUCUUUUAGCCCUUAACAUUCUUGUCCCCCAAACCUGUGAGUAGGUUAAUUCCUAAGAUAAGUGUGUAUUUUCAUUCCAGGUGAGAAGCAGAAUGUACCGAGCACUUUAUUCAGUGCAUAGCUUUAAGCCAGUGUUGGAUUCACUAAGUGGACAGCCAGUCUCCCAGCUCUCUGCCUUCCCCUAAAGGGUCGUUGUAGGUCACCCUUCUACAGCAGUUAACUAGAGUCCUAACUAAUGGGAUCCAGCAGGGCCAUUUCUCCUGAAGGCCAGUAUCCUAUUAGGAGACUCUUGGAAUUCUUAGGUUCUACUCAGAGUGGCAGGACCAAUCACCUCUAAUACUCUGUGGAAGGUUUUGGGGCCAAAUUCUGCCCUCUGCAUUCUGUGCGAGUUGUAUAAAAGUCAAGUUAGUAUUACAUGAGUUUGGGGUAGGGUUAGUGCUUUGAAAAAUGUUGAACUGGCCAGGCGGUGGCUCACGCCUGUAAUCCCAGCAGUUUGGGAGGCCAAGGCAGGUGGAUCACGAGGUCAGGAGUUCGAGAUCAGCCUGGCCAACAUGGUGAAUCCCCAUCUCUACUAAAGAUACAAAAAAUUAGCUGGGCGUGGUGGUGCGCGCCUGUAAUCCCAGCUACUCGGGAGGCUGAGGCAGGAGAAUUGCUUGAACCUGGGAGGUGGAGGUUCCAGUGAGCCGAGAUCACACCACUGCACUCCAGCCUGGGUGAUAGGGCAAGACUCUGUCUCAAAAAAAAAAAAAACAAAACAUGUUGAACCAAUCGUGAAUUACUUAUGUAUUAUUCAUUUCUCAUGAGGAGAGUAAUGCUGUUGAAGUACAUUACAUUAUAAACUGCCUUCAAUUUUGGCUUUUUAUGUUCAGGUUUAGUUUAUAAAUUGAUUUAAGUAUGGAAUGAUUUAUAUGGGGUAAGGUCCUCCAAAAAAUAGACUUAUGAGACCAAAAAUGAUCUAGGCUAUUUAGACUACAGCAUGAGACUUCCAAGUUAGUUCCCAGUCUAUAAAGGCACUUACCGGUCUGUGGUGUGGUAUGACCAGUAGAAACACCUUCUAGUUUGCUUUGGAACUCAUUUUGGAAAAAUAAUCUACCUUUUUAAUAGUUCUGCAUAGGUUAAUAUGAUAAAUUUGCAUUCUUUAAACCUAUACCAGAUUGUGGUAUCCGAGUGACUGGCACAUUGCCUAACACACAGUGUGCACGUGUUUGAGUGAAUGAGGAGAUGGAGAAACUGGUGACGUGGUACAGGGAAGCCAGCUGGCCCAGGAUUCCAUACAUGACCACAAGCAGACUAAUGAGUUGACGCUAAUUUAAUGUAUUUUUACCUCACACUAAGGUCGUGCUUGAUAAAGACAUUAAACUCAACUUGUAAAAGAUUAGCACAGUGCUGUGCACAGAGUGGGUGCUCAGUAGUGUUGAAUGAACAGGUUUGUAAUCCUAGAUGUAAUUCCAUCUGACUGCUUUGUUAAAUUUUCAGUUAGAACAUAGAUACUGUAAAAUCCAGAUACACAUUAAAUCUUGUUUUCCUGAAACUAUGGCAUCUAAAAUAUUUGUAGAAAAACAUUGUCGCAACUGAUUUGAAUGUUCCUAUUUUCUUUUCCUUUGACUUUGAUAUUGGCUUGUAAUGUCUCUUUUCAUCAUAUGUAAUAUCAGUGGAACAUGCAGCGCUCCUCAAGUCCUAAGGAUUCCUCAGUGAUCGGUGGUCCAGAGCCGUUCCGUGAACCGCUGGCCUGGAUUUGGCUGUUGGGUGUGGCAGUUAAUGCACCUCAAGAAAUCAAAGGAUGUCUUAUGUCUUCCCAAAAAAAGCAAAUGCUGAAAUCCUAUUGGCAAAGUAAACUGAAAUUGGCUGCUAUAUUUUAUAUAAUCACUUCUGCAAAUCCCGUUUUUGGAAUACUAAUAUUUGACAUGGUUAAUUCUAAUUAAUUUGUUGGAAUUGUUUAUUGUUAAUAAUGCAAAUAGAUAAUUUUUAAUUAUCCACAAGUAACAUUUCACUAUUAAUGGUUUGAAAUAGGUGAUAAGCAAACCAAUUUGAAAUAAAAUAUAAACAUGUGCCAUUGUAUUAUAACACUAUACACUUUCUUGACAGUUAAAUUUUAAAAAACUGUGUUUCGUAGCAUGUAUUGUAUGUGUUUAUAGUUUACAUAGCAAAUAAACAUAUGGCCAAAUGUUUGGCUUGCUGAUGUUUUG